Achroia grisella is the source of this 907-nucleotide messenger RNA. RefSeq names its product tubulin polymerization-promoting protein homolog. Gene Ontology annotation, biological process: microtubule polymerization. Bases 142 to 516 code for a protein of 124 amino acids. The transcript has 3 exons. The record is from RefSeq and is a predicted model, not a curated record. Gene Ontology annotation, molecular function: tubulin binding. Lineage: Eukaryota; Metazoa; Arthropoda; Insecta; Lepidoptera; Pyralidae.
UUCAGUAAUAAUCUCAAAUUUCAAUAAUACUACACUUAGAGCACUUCGGAAUAUUGAUUUUAAAUAAUUUCUCGUUUAUCGAACCCUAAUAUAGACGGUAAAUUAUCUAAGAUAUAAAGAAGUAGCGAAGCAGUACUUAAAAUGGGCGAAGAGGAACCAGCAACAUUAAACGGACAGUUCUAUGAAUUUGCGAAACUUUUCGAUACCAAAAGAGAUGGUCAAACUAUUACACUGUACCGCUCAGAUUAUUGGAUGAGACAAGCUAAGCUUUUGGAUGAUAGAAAAAUAACGAUGACUGAUACUGGAAUACUCUUCAAUAAAUUCUGUAAAACUGAAAUCACAUUUGAUGAGUGGAUGGAAUUUUUAGCAGACCUUUGUGAACUUGUAGAAAUUGAUGUGGAGAAGACUCAAGAAAUUUUAACGAAUUGUGGCCUGCCCGGCCAAGUGUCGGUAGUAGUCCCACAGUAUAGAGAGUAUUUUCAGACGUACAAACCAAAAGAGAAAGGCUUAUUUUAAUAUAUUUCCGUCUUGUAACAUAAUCCUUGAUACCUGACAGACUAAAAUGAGCAGCAUUCUAGCUGAAGUGAUAUGAAACGAUGAUAAAACUCUUUAAAUACUAUGUUCAAUUAAAAAGUCAGUUAUUUCGGUGGUCUUCACGGUUCGCGGUUUUGCACAGCGCUUUACUUCCGCUGUGUCCAUUAUCCAGAGAUAUUAUAUUAUUAAGACUUCGAUUUCAAUUUUUUAAUUACAUAUUCUUUAUAUGCAGAUACACUGACGAAGUAAUUGAAAUAACUUUCAUAAUUCUCAUACUUAUGAAAUUUUUGAUUGAGAUAGUAAAAACAUAUUAAUGGAAUAUAAAAUUUUAUUACGUUAACAUUUAAAAUACAUACUUGAACAUUAUUGCUUA